GGUCCCCCCGCUCCUCGCCUUGCUGCCCGCGGUCUGUCCGCCACCCCCCCGCCCCGCGCCGGAUCCCGGCGCCGCCACUGCUUCCCCGCCUCCCGCGGGAUGCCCGCCCGCCCGGGCACCUGGCCUGCUCACACCUCCGGAGCAGCCGCGCCGGCACCGGCCUUCCUGCGAGCUCGGUCCGGGGCGGCCCGUCCCCGCGUCCGCCGCUGCGGAGGGCCUGUCCCCGCGGGCCUCCCCCGCCGCCUCGCAGCCCGGCCGCGGCUCCGGGGCUGGGGAGGUGGCCACAAAGCGCCGUCCGCUCCCGGUGCGGGCUGCGAGGCGGCGGGAACACGUGUGGAGUUUCGGGGGGAACCGAGUCGGUGUGUGGGGAUGAUGCGUGUGAGAGAGUGUCAGCGGCCGGCCAGCUUCGUGUCGCCUUCUUAUCCCUGUCAGUGUCAGUUGUCUGUUCCCAGUUAACAUACAGCUCUGGAGAUUUCUUUGUAAACUCAGUUUUAUGGCUGUAGCUCCUGUAGAAAGUUACUUAAACUUCUGAAAAUUUGAUUGUACAGAUCUGGAUGCGUGUCCAGGUAGGUUGUCACUAGGAGAGGUCUCUUUGCUUUUUCUUUGAAUAACCAUAUCAUAACUCUCCUAGACACAACUAAAAUAAAGAAUCAGGAGUGUGUGGCAGAGGUUUGGAUGCUUAAACAUUGUAAAGAACAAGGAAAGACUUCAAGUGUCUUCGAGGUAUUACUUAGCACUCAAGGUGCACCUGUAAGCAAGUAACAAAUGCUAUUUUUAAAAAAACAAGUGGUAAAACUGGCUAUGCUGUAAUAAUGUAUGUUAAAACUUUGGCACUUUUCAAUCAGAAGCGUAAGAUUGCGUGUCAGGUAUCGUCAAGUAUGACAAAUAAAAGAUUACACCUAGGUGUAUUUGACACACGGAAGAUGUUAUCUAAAUAAAGCUCCCUAAAACUGGUCAGACUUGCUUUCCGGGAUGCUGUAGGAUUUUCUUAUCCUAAGUAAAAAAGGUUGUAGCAAAUUCAUCUCUAAGUACAAAGUACACAAAACAGGCAUAGGUUAAAGUUUUAGGAAGAGUGAAAGAAUAUUCUGUAAAUAAUUUUGUUGACAUUUUAUUUUCUGAUAAAAAAUGAUAGAUAUAAAGGAAAACCCCGGUAACUUGCAAUAGGAAUACAACCAUGAGAUUUUACAUUUCUUAGGGUUUUUUAAGAAAUCUCUUUUCUGUAGCUGUGUCUACAGAGUUCCACUUGCAUGUCUAGUAAUUACAGUACUUGAAUUUCUACACUGUGGCUGCUAGACUUUUUAACACUUUGAAAUGUUCUAAUGAUCUAAUAAUGCUUGAAUGCAGUCUCUGUACCGUAAUAUUAGAGAAAUCCUAAUUAAGCUAGUGAAACUACAUGUAAGGAUUAAAAAGUCAGCAGAAGUAUUAUGGCUUAUUUGUUAAUUUAGUGGCUUGUAAAAAUAAUAUAGAUAUGAAUAUAAAAAAUAGUUAAGGUAUGAAGGUUAUUGAAGGUCUGAGAACUUUCUUGGCCCCCUUGAUCUGUUCUUGAAGAAUAUUGGGAUACAUCAAUGUUAAAAAUAAUACAACUUAAGAGUAUUGCAGUUGAAAUGUAAACACUUAUGGUUAUUGUGCAUCUGUCAGUAUUUUUUGACUGGACAGAUACCCCUCCACUGAGGCUGAUGCUACUUUCAGAGUGUUGUGUUCAGCGCUGCUUUUGUGUACAGAUUUUGCCAUAAAUAUUGUCUUGGCGGUUAGAAGGAACCAGCCUGGCAAAGCUCAGCCAGGUGGUUCUGCUGACGGUGGUUACGUUUCAGUGACUUUUUUUUGAAAACUUGACUGGGCUUGGGCUGAUAAAGAGACGUGAGCUUGUUGUAGGAGGCUGGUUCUGAAGUCACGCUCCUGAAACCAACAGAGCAGAGGAUGAUGGAGGUCCCAGUGAAACAGUGUUUGUACAAUCUGGAGGCAACUGUUUGCAACAGGCCUUCUUUAAAUUGUAUUUUCCUCAAGCCCAUACAUGAACUACUUGCUUAACAGGGUCUGCAUAAAACUAUUGCAGUUGUGCGCUCGUUAAAAUGAGACACCGCAUUUGUUACAUCUGUGUUACCUUUGGCUCACGGCAUUUUGAGGCUUCAUUGUACCAAAGCCAUUUUCUUCAAGUUGUGUAUGAAGUUCCCAAAUUAAAUUAACAAAUAUUUGUUGUUGCCAUAAUGCUUUAUAUUAAGUGCGUGGCAGGAAUGUGUAGUACUUUUCACUUGUUGGAAUUCUCCAUUCACAUUGUUUGGAGGUUUAACAAAGGUUUAUUUUGCAUUGAAGUUAAAUUCGGUUUGGAUUCUUCACUUUAAUUUUAUAGAAUUAAUUAUAGCCUAUAGUACUUACUACAGCUUUACAUUGGCAAUCUGAUAGGUGUCAGUGACCUUGGACUUGCUGGAAAUACAGUCUGCAGUAUUCCAGUGAAACUGUCGUAUAGUUUGAAGACUGACUUACAGUGCUUAUUUGCAGCAUAGGAGGAAAAAAGCAGAGAAACAGUUCUCUGGGGAAUCUGUUCCUUGACUAAGUUUAGGAUUAUGUUGUUAGAAAUAACUUUGUUUCCAGUGAAAAACAAAUGUAAUCUUGAAGAUAGGAGACACACGUUCAUGCUUUAAGGCGUAAAACCAAAAUGAACUGCUGGAAGAAAUUUAGGAAUUAAUUAUUUUGCCCUUUUUCCACAUUGGUUGUCUCUGAAGUGCCCAGAAUUACAUUUGGGGCUGUAUGCUAUCCUGUUCCUGUCUGGUCUUGCAUUCCUAGGGCAAUGCCACUGGGGAAGCAAUUUUGCGACUGUGGGAAUUCCUUAAGAAUGGGUAGGAAGGGUCGGCGUCAUGCAGAUUAAGCUUCAAAUGUUCAGUGAGCUUCUUUCCUCCUAAAUAUAGGAUUAAGAAGUAUUUUCAUGGUAAUAGAAGUAGGUACAAGGAUAUUGAUUAUAAUCAACUGUUACAGGUUAUUAAAAUAUUGCAGUCUACAAAGAAACAUUAAAGUAAACAUUAACAUUUUAUAGACCAAGCUGAAUGAAAUUCAAAAAUCCUUGGAACUGGGCAGAAUUACAGUCAUUUUGUAUUUUUCUGUCUGUUUGAUAGAAGUAGUUUUGCCUGCAUUUAAAAGAAAUGUAAUUGACUGAAGUGCCUCCUGUUUGCAGUACACGGAUAUUGUGAGUUGCAUAAACCUGACCUCAUACGCAAAUAUUUAUUUACGAAAUGAAUACUUCAGAAAUCCAUUGCUUAAUGGGCUGACAGUGAUGAGGAAGAAAAGGCUGAAACAACCAAGUGACUAAAAAUCCAAUUAUUCUGCCAGGAAAGUGGGCUGUGUUGGAAGUUGCUGCCUUCCAGAGGGCAUGUUCAUCAGUUGAGCUGUGCUGCUGUUGUACCUAAUUGGUAGCCCAUGCCAAUUUCAAUAAAUACAUCUUUGAUUUGGGCAAUUAGUCCAUCCUCUUAAGCGUGUUCUGAGCCUGGUCUAUCAAAGGCCACUGCAUUUUGUCAGCGUUAGGAGUUGCAUAACUCCUCUGUGAGUAAUUACUGGCAGUGACGUGGAUGACUCAGCUACCUAGUUUUGUGCAUCUCUGAAAAUCUCCACAAUUAGGUGGUGUUAUGCUAAGAAAAAAAAAUGUUCAAGUUACACACAAUACUAAGUGCCCUCAGCCAUUGCAGCAAUGUACAGUUUUUAUAAAGAUUCAGGAGAACAAAGUGCCUUUAAAAGAAAAAAAAAAGUAAGCACAUUAAUACUCUUAAAUAGAAAACAAUGAGUGUCUUUAUGCAGUGAAAAGCGCUGCAUUACAAUAAUAGUAAUAAUUCUGGUUUGGUAUACCACUUUUAAAGGUUGUUUUGGAAAUCUGCUCUGGUAUUCUGAGUCUCUAAAAGGAGCCGGGGUCUGGUCGAGGUCGCUCAUUUCGGUUCCUACAGGAUAGCUUGGGAGAGACUUUGCCAUAACCCUAAUUCAGAAGAAUGGUAUGAUUUGUUAAGUCAAUAUGUAGAAUUUUAAAUAUUUAUAUAGAUGCACUUCUUUACUAUGCUUACUACGUUAAAUCUUUACCAGGUUUAAAUCUGACCCUUUUCCAGUAUUCUCUAAUCUGCCAAUAAACCCGAGUGGCUGCUUUAUGCCUUUGAUUAUGGAGUUAAAAUCAUCUCCUGGACAGGCAGUGGUGGAAAGAUCCCAAGUCCUUCACUAGUUAAAUGAUCCCUGUGCUUGAGGUCAGGUUUGUGGCUUGUCAUAGCUAUGACGAGUCUGAGACACACGUAAUUCUCCCUGAUCUCUGAUAAUGGGAAGGAUCAAAAUGUUCUUUUAAAAUUAUAUGUUGCUGGAGGUUUGGUGUCCUGUCUGAAUAUGUGAUUUAUUUGCCACAGGAAAAGAGCUUUAUAACUUUCCCUAGUAAUUGAUUAUGGGUUUAAGUUUUUUUGUUUGUUUGGGGGUUUUUUUUUUUGUUUUUUAAGGUAGACAGCUUUAUCUUCUUCCUUCACUUGGUAUGUUUAAAAAGAGCUUGAGUUACCAAGAAUCUUCCUUUUGUACGAGGAGCUGAGGAAUGGAGGUUUGUGCAGGCGGUGAGCAGAAAAUUCAGCAUAGACCUGCGGAGUCUGACAUGGGUGCUACCAUCAGCAGGGCAUCCUUCCCCUGGGUGCCUGCUGGGACUUCCAGACAUUAAAAAAUAAAUAAGUAAACCCCCUCACCUGUUUAGCUGUGCACAGAACCCCCAGAUUUCUCAAACCUAUCUCAGGAAAAAAGAUUCAAUAGGCCAGUGCAUUGCUAAUUAAAUUAAUGAUGCAAAAUCUCUGCAGAUGUAGUUCAAAAUAACUGAGGAAUAAAUGUGGUCUUAACAGGCUUUGUUUUUUUUAAAGGAUUUUUUAAAUUUUUUUUUUUUACACAGUCUUUUUGAAACAAUUGGGGUUUCUAAUGUAAGCUUCCACUCCAAGAUUUUUGAAAGAAGUAUUUAAAGUAAUGCUUUUGUAUGUGGGGAAGCAAACUGGUUUGUCUGGUGUUCAUUUGGAAGCAUUGAGAGGUGUAGGUCUGGUGACUGGACCUGCAGUAACUUUGCAAAUUAAGCACAGUGAAGGAGAAACCACGGAGGGUGCAGGAGCUUUUCUUGAUCUAUAUGUAGAAUUCUACAUGUUUGAAGCCAAGCAGGAUUAUACCUAAAUGGCCUUAAAAUGGCAGAUGAGCCCAUGGAGGAAGGUGAACCAUAUUCCUACCAUGAUGAAGGAAGUGUAAAAGAAAUUCCUAUUACACACCAUGUGAAAGAAGGAUGCGAGAAAGCAGAUCCAGCACAGUUUGAACUACUUAAAGUUCUUGGGCAGGGAUCAUUUGGAAAGGUCUUCCUUGUACGGAAAAUAAUCGGUCCUGAUGCUGGGCAACUUUAUGCAAUGAAAGUAUUGAAAAAAGCUUCUUUAAAAGUUCGGGAUAGAGUUCGUACAAAAAUGGAGAGAGAUAUAUUAGUAGAAGUAAAUCAUCCAUUUAUCGUCAAACUGCACUAUGCCUUUCAGACUGAAGGGAAGCUAUAUUUAAUAUUGGAUUUUCUCAGGGGAGGAGAUGUAUUCACGCGAUUAUCCAAAGAGGUUAUGUUUACAGAGGAAGAUGUGAAAUUCUACCUCGCAGAACUGGCCCUUGCUUUGGAUCACCUGCACAGCUUGGGAAUUGUAUACAGGGACCUGAAGCCAGAAAACAUUUUGCUUGAUGAAGCAGGACAUAUCAAGUUAACAGACUUUGGACUCAGCAAAGAAUCAGUAGAUCAAGAGAAGAAGGCGUAUUCUUUCUGUGGUACUGUAGAGUACAUGGCACCCGAAGUGGUAAACAGGCGCGGGCACAACCAGAGUGCGGACUGGUGGUCCUUUGGGGUUCUCAUGUUUGAAAUGCUUACUGGUACACUACCAUUUCAAGGUAAAGAUCGAAAUGAAACUAUGAAUAUGAUACUGAAAGCAAAACUUGGAAUGCCUCAGUUCCUCAGCCCUGAAGCACAAAGUCUUCUGAGGAUGUUGUUUAAAAGGAACCCAUCAAAUAGAUUAGGAGCUGGUUCAGAUGGAGUUGAAGAAAUCAAGAGACAUCCUUUUUUUUCUACUGUUGACUGGAAUAAACUGUUCAGAAGAGAAAUUCAACCCCCAUUUAAACCUGCUUCUGGAAAACCAGAAGAUACCUUUUGUUUUGAUCCAGAAUUCACAGCAAAAACACCAAAAGAUUCUCCAGGGGUCCCACCGAGUGCAAACGCACAUCAGCUCUUCAAAGGAUUUAGUUUUGUUGCAACUACUGCUGUAGAAGACCAUAAAAUAUCACCACUCACCAACAUACUGCCUAUAGUACAGCAACUUCAUGGAAGCAGCGCACAGUUUACUGAUGUCUAUGAACUGAAGGAAGAUAUUGGUGUUGGUUCCUACUCUGUUUGCAAGCGGUGUAUACACGUAGCUACAAAUAUGGAGUUUGCUGUAAAGAUAAUUGAUAAAAGUAAGAGAGAUCCCUCAGAAGAAAUUGAGAUUCUCAUGCGCUAUGGACAACAUCCAAAUAUUAUUACUUUGAAGGAUGUGUAUGAUGAUGGUAGAUUCAUAUACCUGGUCACGGAGCUGAUGAAGGGAGGAGAGCUACUCGAUCGGAUUCUCCGACAGAAGUUCUUCUCGGAGCGGGAGGCGAGCGCUGUGCUGUACACGAUAGCGAAGACUGUGGACUACCUGCACUGCCAAGGAGUAGUGCAUCGAGACCUUAAACCUAGUAAUAUUUUAUAUACGGAUGAUUCAAAUAAUGCGGAUUCUAUCAGGAUUUGUGAUUUUGGAUUUGCAAAACAACUUCGAGGAGAAAAUGGACUUCUUCUAACUCCGUGCUACACUGCAAACUUUGUGGCACCAGAGGUUCUUAUGAGACAGGGAUAUGAUGCUGCCUGUGACAUAUGGAGCUUGGGUGUUCUUCUCUACACAAUGCUGGCGGGCUAUACUCCAUUUGCCAAUGGUCCUAACGAUACUCCAGAGGAGAUCCUGGUACGGAUAGGCAGCGGAAAAUUCUCUUUAAGUGGAGGCAACUGGGACACUGUUUCAGAUGCAGCAAAGGACUUGUUAUCACAUAUGCUUCAUGUAGAUCCCCAUCAGCGGUACACAGCAGAGCAAGUGUUGAAGCAUUCGUGGAUAGCCUGCAGGGACCAGCUGCCGCAUUAUCAACUCAACAGGCAAGAUGCACCACAUCUAGUAAAGGGAGCCAUGGCUGCUACAUAUUCUGCACUGAAUCACAAGACAUUUCAGCCGGUGUUGGAGCCUGUUGCAGCCUCAAGUUUAGCUCAGCGACGGAGCAUGAAAAAACUAACAUCAACAGACUUAUAGAUCCACUGGGACACCUUAGCAAACAGAAGCAAGGGGAAAAUCCAAUAAGUGGCUCUAUUUUGCCUGACCUGUGAUCAAAAGGCAUCUAUGGUUUCCUGCUACACUACUUGAAUUCUGUAAAAGUCCUUUUUUAAAAAAGAAAAAAAAAAAUCCACAGGUUCAUACUGUGUUGUUUUACAGGCCGUAUCUGUUAAAUUAAUUUAAACAUCAGGUACACCAUAAUGAAUUUCUCUACACUGUCCUUUAAGAGAUCUGUUGCAAAUAUUAUUUCAUGUUCUGUAUAGUUUUGCUGGGUUCAUUUAAAAAAUGGUUUAGGGGACCGUUGCCAAUGACCAAGUUGUAUAUAAAGUGUCAGUGUAAGUUUUCUUCACACCUUUAGGUCCUGUUGUGAAGGACAAAUUCUUAAUUUUGUAAGUGGGCACUUAAUUCACUCAGUUCAUUGAAUUUGUUGAUUACUAAUAUGAAAAGCUGACUAAUGUGCCAGUGUGAACUGCAUUAGUGUUAAUUUGGAAGGGCUGUGUUUGCAUGGUGCCAGUAACUGAUAAGUUUAUGUGAAAAUACAAACAAAAGGGAUGUGUAAAAUUUUGCGCUUUACCAAGAAACUUAAUUUGAUCGCUUGUGACCCGAAAGAAAUGCUGGUUAACAAAUGGCCUUUACAGGGAAAUGAGCAUUUCCAGUUUUUACCACAAAUGGUAUUGUGCCCUGCACUGAGCUGGAGAAAGUGUGUGUAUAAACUGCCAAAAUUAGGGAUCUAAAUAACAUUGGUACCACUUUAAGGCUUAAACAUCAGGCAAUCCAAAAAUUAUUUUCAUCAUCUAUCCAUUUGUACAAUGACUAUGUUGCUGUUUUCUCAGCAGUCAUUUCCACUGAAUAUACCAAAUAUUGUUUGUUUGGCAUAUAAGAAAAACUGACACUUUAUUAUAGCAAACUUGGUACAUGGAUUUUAUUUUAUAUUUAUUUGAUUUUUAUAGAACGUUGCUUCUAUCUGAAUCUCUUGCCGCAUGUACAAAUAUUACAGAACAUAAAUGCAAAAUUUAUUUGCCUAAGUGUAGGGGUAGCUUGGGAAAAUAAAUAAGCCUUGCAGUGUGCCCAGAUAAGGGAAUUCUGAGCAAGAAAUUUCACGGUUAUGGACAGGUUGCUGACAAUGUCCUGUCCUGUCUCCAGCGUUCACUCACCCUCCCUCUCGUGGUGUUGGGACUUCAGCUAUUUCUGAAUGCUGUGACAAAGAGGAAAUUAAUUUCAGGGCCAGAAUUAUCUUGAGGUUUUCUGACUCAAAACCAGUGCUAACUGCUAGUAGACUGGGAACUAAUGCAUUCAGCGAUGAUGAGCUUAAAAGUAUUUUCAAGGUCUUAGACAUACCAUGCAAUUGUGCUAUCACAAUAGGAUGGCAAGCAUUUUAAAUACUAAGUAUAUUAGUGACUAACUGUUAGACAGUGAGCAGUUAGAUAAUCCAAAUGACCAAAAAUCAGAUGGAUUUGAGACUGAUUUGCUGUUGUGGGAUUUCCUGUUUCAGACAAGACACCUGUGAUGGCAGAACUUGGCACUUUGAGACAGGGAAAAUGCUUCCAGGAGAAUUCUGUCCCAGCUGCCAGGAGUGGUGGUAGUAACUCAGACCUCAAAAGGUGAAGGGUGCCAGCUGGUUUUUGCUUAUACUGGUGAAGAACUUGGUGGCAUUAGAAGCACUAUAGAUAAACCGCUUUCUUUUGUUGUGGUGGGGAAAGAUGGAGAUCAUCUGGCCAAAUAGUUAGGUAUGAAUAUAUGUAGAUUUGAGACUUAAUGAAUAUAGCAAACGUAAGUGUGCUAUUUGUAUUGCGCAGAACAUACGCCAUACUAAAUUUCUCAAGUGUUUGGUAGAUAUUGGAAGCUGUAGGGGCCAUUUGUGCCUAGUUUCGAGGUGCCUCUUUGAAAUGCUUGAAAGCUUAUCAAAGAACACAACUGCUUCCUGUAAAGUUUCUUGUUCAGUACAAAAUCUGCCCCUUAUGCAGCUGGUUCAUCCUUGUUUUUAUUACUGAAGACCUUUGCCAGCAAGAAUGCCUGUAAACCUCUUGUCUACAAUCUCUCAGUAUAAUUUUUUUUUGUAAAUUUACAAAUGACUGCCAGAAGAAUUUGAAUUCAGUCUAAGAAAAAACUCAAAGUGGUUGAAAUAAAGGCCCCUUAGCCAAGGUCAAGGUAUAAUGUGGGUUGAAAGGCGGUAGAGAAAACUGUGGUGGGAAUAGAGGGAAAUGCAAGGGAUGAAUGCAAUGAAAAUGUCAAACUUGAAUUGUCUUCAGCUUUCCCAUAAGGUAGCAGCUGGUCUAUAAUGGUUUUAUUCAUGAAUCAUUUAACAGUGUUUAGAUUGGUAUUUUAGCUUGCUUAGAAGUACCACAUUAUAAGCACCUUAAAAGCAUUUUGCACAAAAGCAGCUGAAGGUACUUAAGUUCUUGGUGCGCAAAACAAAGGCGGUAAGAGAAGUACACAAACAAGAUGGGUUUUCUAAUUCUUAGCAUAGAAUUUUAAACAAAGUUAUCCUGGCUGUUUUUAUAUCAUUACUAGCCCUUAGCACAAGUGGUACUCGUGGGGUAAAAGCAAGAUUUCGGUGACUGCAACAUUACAAAGUUGUCUUACCGCAAGGAAAACAUAUGGACAAACACGUUGAUUAUAUCUGACAGGCCAGUGUACCCUGGUAUGCCAAUUUUAAUCCUUAAUUGGGGGAAAAUAUGAAUAUUUCAGCAUAUCAGUCUUUGAAACUUUUUGGAUAUGCAGGGAUACAAAAGAGUUCACUUGCAGUUCAGUCUUACUAGAUAGCAUUUCAUUGUUAUCUUUUGGAAUUUCUUGCUUAUUUCUCAUCCCUUUGUUUCAAACUUAGGUUUUGUUCAGUUAAGCAAUUAUAUAACAGUAGCACGGUCUGCUCAUGAGUAACCAGUUAAAUAUUUGAAGUGGAAGAACAGUUAUUUUCAACAUGCUUUUGGCUGGAGUGAAAGGUUAGUGUCAAUUGUUUCAUAUCAUCUCUGCACGGUUCAAGAUUACAAACUAGUUAGGAUCUUACUAUCUCACUGAUUUACUUAAAUUUAAAAAAAAAAAAAUUUAAAAAAUGAAAUAUUUAUGAAGGAAUUUCCAGACAUCUAAUUAAUAUCUUAAAUAAUACAAUAUUUUAGAUAAGGCUCCUGUUCCUGCCAGCAAAAUAUCUUCUACUGGGAUAUUUGGUAAUGGCAUUUACAGCUAAGUGCUAGCAAGUAGAUGCACAUCGGCUGCAGCUGGAGCCAGCUCAUGGUUGUUUAUCACCCUGUGGAUAUUGCAGUUUCCAUCUUCAGCUAUCCUUUUGAUUAAAAAACAAGGAAUUCUGUUGUAUUCCUGUUGUAUAUCCAAAAACUAUGCCACGGCAUCGGUAUCAGCCAGUGGUGCAUACGAAGGGUGCCUGCACACCAGAGCAUCACCGUGGUACAUCCAGUUAAGCUGCUGGUUUGUGGCUUGUGUGGCCUCACAUGCUGUUUUAACGUGUUGCGUGGUUCUUCCCAUUAUGCCGAAAACUAGCAAAUUCUCUUUGGCCAUGUGAAGGGCCUAAUGUGCAGGUAGUCUAAGCAUACUGUCCGGCUUAGGCCUAUGUUGUAGUACGGUUUAAAUGUUCUCCUUGCAUCCAAAACCUCACCCAAGUUAGUCACAUCAAGCUUGAAUUCUUCCAUGUUUUAAUUCGUGGUCCAAAGCUGAUCUUUGUCUAUCCAAUAGUUAAAAUUACCUCUAGCAAACUUCAGCAAUUGGGAGUUACUUGCAAUAUGCUUACAAACCGGUCAUUUCCAGGGACAGAUUGCUGCGUCCAGUUCUCAGCUCUCUGCCCUCAAAUGCUACAGUUGAGGUAGCUUGUAAGAAUUGAGUUAAAUGAAUUACACAAUAUUACAGUAAUUAUUCUGAUUUGUAUCAAUGAAAUUAGGCUAAAGCAUCAAUGCAAACAUGGGGUUUUAUGUAUUUCUGUAGCACUCAAAUUUUCAGUCCUGUCCAGUUUGCAAAUACUUGUGGGAGGAAAGGGAGAAGCAGGUUUUUCUUCAAGUUUUCAGAAGGCUUCUGGAGCUGCAAUAAUAGAGUCUUUAUGUAAUCCUAUGGGAGCUCUAUAUGAUUAAAAGAAAAAAAUCUCAAAACUUUAUUCAAAAACUUUCUUGAUAUGUGUUGGUAACACGCCUCCACUGUCGUUUAUACCAUAGUAUCUUUCUGCAUUAACACGCCUUUAGUUCAGUACAUUCUGAAUACUCUUUGUCCCUACUUCAGUGUAUUUUUUUUUUAAACAUUUACUCCCUCAGAUUAUGUUGUGGAUAAGCCUACAUUUUCCUUGAGGAACAGAAUUAAUACAAUUUUUUUAAAAACACCACCCUUAAUGUGUAGCUAAAACUGACUUGAAUAUUAUAGUAACUUAUGUAAUCAAAAGUCUCCCCCAAAAAUAAUCAGUGACUGAUUUUCUUGGGAUUUUUUUCUAUGUAACAAAAGCAAACUUUUUUGAAAGCUUUAAAAGAUAUUUAAUUGAUUAUAUCUCUUAAUAAGCUGUUGCCCAAAUCUUAAUUAUUACUAAUAGUGAGUUUGAAUGACAUUGAAUCCUGUUUUGGGGGUUUUUAAUGUGAAAACUGAAAAGAUGCUCGAGGUGGAUCUCCUUUGCAGGACAAAGCGUUCCUAUUUUGUGAGUUUUCCAUUAGGCUUAUGAGCAGUAGUUGCUAAUUGUGUUGUCAUGAUAUCCCAAGCACUUUGGCAUCUUGCACUGAUACUCUGAUUAGAGCUAAAACUCUUCUGGCACGUGACUGGCUAUAAAUCUCAAUAUAUGAACGGGCAUUAAUUGAAAACAAGUGUGCAAUGAAUUACAUGCUCUCUGAGGUACUUCAAAGAUGGAACUAUACAAAAGGUCCCCGUUAUCAGAUAUUGUAACUGUCAUUUCUUUCUCUAAGCAUAUUGUGGAUUUUGUAUCAUAUUGUAUUUAUUUCAUUUAAUUUUAAAAAGAAAAUGUUUUCUUUAAAGCUCUGUAUAUAUUGACAUUAAAGUUUGCAUUGUACUACGUUCUCUUCUCCUUGUAAGGCUGAAUCUAGUAGUGCAUUGUAUGGUAUGUUGUUUUUUCUUUGCACUGUGCUGCUGAAAGAUACUAUUGCCUUGAAUUGCGACAUGCCAAAGACAACCUCAAAAUUGUAUUUAUUUUUGUUAAACUUUGUGAAUAAUGAUAAAGGUACAGUUUUAAAUAGCUGGCAGUUCCUUGAGUACUAGAAUAAAAAGGUUGCAAAUUCAUAAUAUUUUAUAAUUGACCAAAAAAAUCCAUCAUUUAUGAUUUGGAAGUUCAUCAACUCCUUUUUUUAAAAUAGAUAUAAAAACCAAUGAGCAAACAUUCCUAAAUUAAAUGUACUGUCAAUUGCAUUAUUUGGUAAACCUUGCCAAAAAAAUCUCACAGUCAAGCGCUGUUUACAAAUUUAUACUCACAGUCAAGUGUUUCAUGCCACACUUUCAAUAAAACAUACAUUCACUGCUA
Columba livia (rock pigeon) is the source of this 12780-nucleotide messenger RNA. RefSeq names its product ribosomal protein S6 kinase A6 (gene RPS6KA6). Gene Ontology annotation, biological process: intracellular signal transduction; peptidyl-serine phosphorylation. The coding region runs from base 5166 to 7310 and encodes 714 amino acids. The record is from RefSeq and is a predicted model, not a curated record. NCBI's taxonomy places the organism in Eukaryota, Metazoa, Chordata, Aves, Columbiformes, Columbidae. Gene Ontology annotation, molecular function: ATP binding; protein serine/threonine kinase activity; magnesium ion binding. The transcript has 22 exons.